Molecule: messenger RNA, 2856 nt
Organism: Penicillium antarcticum
Lineage: Eukaryota; Fungi; Ascomycota; Eurotiomycetes; Eurotiales; Aspergillaceae
Product: glycosyltransferase
Exons: 7
Coding region: 1-2856 (951 amino acids)
Biological process (GO): carbohydrate metabolic process
Molecular function (GO): UDP-glycosyltransferase activity; hexosyltransferase activity
Source: RefSeq, a predicted model, not a curated record
AUGGCCACUGUAGCACUGACUACUGCAGAAAGGUCAUCCGAGCGAAUGGACAUUCAUCACUCGGAUGCUUGGCAGGAUGGAGAUACUACGCCAUCACCCGAUAGCCGCGACGAAAAGCAGUUUUUCCAAGAUGGGUUGAACACUGGCGCUCGUAUUCGAGGUGACGGCCGGGUAGACAUUCAUAUCAAUCAGGACAAACCGCACCUCGCAAGGCUAUUGAACCCGAUCCAACGCCCGGAUAUACGUUCUGACCGAGAGACCGAACGAACCUCCAGCACAAAAAGGCCCUGCUUGGAAAAUGUGAAUUUUCCACUGCGCUUAAACCUUGUCAUUCAAGUGAUUGGUUCUCGAGGCGACAUACAACCAUUUGUUGCACUGGGACGAGAAUUGAAAGUACACGGUCACCGAGUCAGAUUGGCCACACAUUUAGCUUUUCGGCAAUUCGUUCUCGAUAGCGAUCUAGAGUUUUUCAAUAUAGGAGGAGAUCCUGAAGAGUUGAUGGCUUAUAUGGUCAAAAAUCCGGGCCUUUUACCGGGAUUGAAGGCAAUACGCACUGGAGACAUCCAGAGGCGUCGGCGUGAGAUGAAAGAAAUAUUCAAUGGAUGCUGGAGAUCUUGCUUUGAAAAGGGUGACGGAACUUACCUUCACCAGAUUAACGAAGACCCGUGGAGUAAGACCUUGGAUUAUCGAAAACGGCCCUUUGUCGCGGAUGCUAUCAUAGCAAACCCUCCUAGCCUUGCCCAUAUUCAUUGCGCGCAACGAUUGGGCAUUCCUCUCCAUAUUAUAUUCACGAUGCCCUGGUCACCAACCCAGUCUUUUCCCCACCCCUUAGCAAAUGUUCACCGUCGCAACUGCAAGCCGACGAUUGCAAAUCUCGUGUCCUAUAAUGUUGUCGAUAUGAUGGUAUGGGAAGGCUUAGGAGAUAUUCUAAACACGUUGCGUAAGAAUACCUUGGCACUCCAACCGCUGGAUACAAUGACCGCCCCAAGUAUACUACACCGGCUACAUGUGCCACAUACGUCUCCUUCAUUAUUACCUAAGCCUCCCGACUGGGCUGAUAACAUUGAUGUAUGCGGCUUUGGCUUCCUUCUAUCGGAGACGAGCUACACACCACCAACGGAAUUAGCUGCGUUUCUCAGUGCGGGAAAAAAACCAAUAUAUAUCGGUUUUGGCUCGAUUGUUGUCGAUAAUCCUGUCAAACUGACGAAGAUAAUAUUUCAAGCAGUUCAGAAAACUGGACAGCGAGCCCUUGUUUCAAAAGGCUGGGGAAACCUGGGAGUAGACGAAGUGCCGGACAAUAUUCUUAUGAUUGGAAACUGUCCUCACGAUUGGCUGUUUCGGCAGGUUUCAUGUGUGAUACACCAUGGUGGUGCGGGCACCACAGCAGCAGGCCUUGCGCUAGGUCUGCCAACGAUCAUUAUCCCUUUUUUCGGAGACCAGCAGUUUUGGGGCAAUAUCGUUGCGCGGGCCGGAGCUGGGCCAGAGCCAAUACCCCACAAAAGUUUGAACGUGCAGAAUCUCUCAGACGCAAUUUUGAAGGCGCUAGAGGUAACUACUCUGGACAGGGCACAGACGAUCGCAAGGAAAAUGCAGGAGGAGUCUGGCGUGCGCCAUGGGGUGAAUAGUUUUUAUCGAAAUCUUGACCCCGAGUCAUCCAGAUGCGCUAUAGUCCCGAAUCUGCCGGCGGCUUGGCAUUUCAAGCAUACUAAAAUCAACUUGAGUGCUUUUGCAGCAAUGGUUCUAGUGAAAUCAGGGAAACUCAGUCCACAUAUGCUGGUCCUUCAUCGUCCGAUGGAAUAUGAUACAUUAAUGGACCCUCCCGACCCGCUUACUGCUAGUGCUCAGGUGCUCUUUGGGGUUAUAAUGAGUUUCAUUACUGGGCUUGUAGAUACGCCAGGAGAGAUUUACCGCGGUCUUUCUUCUGCUGCUCGCGGAAUACGCCAACCCCAUGAACAUUUUGAUCGCCACUCAGCAUGUCGGGCAGCACUUUCUUCGCCGGGUCACUCCUCCCCAGAGAAUAGCCUUGAGAGCGAUGAAUCACCUAUUCAAAAUGCGGUGGGCCAAAUGCUGACUGAGAAUAAUGAACAGGGAGAUAGGGAAAUCCGGGAAGAGAAUAGUACACAAGAAGAUACUACCGAUGAGGAGAAUGAUGACCAAGUCAACGAACUCGAUCGAAUCCGGAGCACAGAGCGCAAAAGGAAUCUCCAGCUCGAAAAAGCCAAAACAAUGAGCAGCUCGAUGACGCCCUCAAAACCACCUAAAUUCACGAUUUUACACGAAACUGCAUUGCACGGAGGUCAAAUGUCGAAGAAAAUAUUGAAGAUAAUCAUCUGGUUACCAACCGAUGUGUCACUGGGUAUGGCUAGAGGUUUCCACAAUGCACCAAAACUGUAUAGCGACCCGACGGUAAACGACAUCCCCCAAGUGGUCAGUCUUCGAACUGGGUUCAGAGCGGCAGGAAAGGAGCUCAAAGACGGAUUUUACUUCGGUAUCACGGGCCUAAUAACACACCCGCGUUAUGGCCUCAAGCAUGAAGGUGCUAAGGGGCUCUUCAAGGGGAUCGGGAAAGCAAUGGGUGGUGUGUUUCUCAAGCCGACAGCAGGGCUAUGGGGCCUGGCAGGGUAUCCCUUGAGCGGGAUAACCAGAGAGAUCAACGAUUCACUGGGCAAGCAUCAAAAAUGUAUGAUUGUUAUGGGUCGCAUUUCGCAGGGAGUCGAAGAGAUGCGAGAGUCCUCGGCCCAGGAAAGGGAAGAGGUAGCUAGGGCUUGGAUGACGAUUGAACACGACUUGGAAAAGUCAAAUAAAAGACACAACUAUUCGCAUGGUUUGGGGUCCGCCCAUGCUGUGGUUAUAUGA